GUAAGUCUCACCUGACGCGUAACUGACAUGGAGAGCUGGAGCAGAAUACCCACGAUGAAGUACAGACGGUGGACAAAUCCUGGAGCCAGUGGUGAUCGCAGCGAUGAGGACUACACAGACAAUGAGAUCUGCGUCAUAGCCUCAGCAAGAGUCGACCCAGAAGGAAUAAAGUCUGCAUCCAGAACUGGAUUUCAUCAAACUGAGGAAACCUUUACAGUGGACGAUGCACUUGAGGCCUUCGGCUUUGGAAAGUUCCAGUGGAAAAUGUCUGUCCUCACCGGACUGUCAUGGAUCGGAGACGCCAUGGAGAUGAUGAUCCUCAGUAUCUUGGGCCCCCAGCUGCACUGUGAGUGGAGGCUGCCAAGCUAUCAGGUGGCUCUCAUAACAUCGGUGGUGUUUGUAGGAAUGGCAAUCGGUUCAACAGUACUCGGCAAUGUAUCUGACAUCUACGGCAGAAAAGCAGGUCUGAAGAUUAGUAUGUUCUGGGUUCUGUUCUAUGGCCUGCUGAGUGCCUUUGCUCCGGUGUACGGCUGGCUCUUGAUCCUGCGGGGCCUCGUAGGCUUCGGUCUCGGAGGAGCUCCUCAGUCGGUGACGCUGUACUCGGAAUUCCUCCCAGUGAAGUCAAGAGGCUUCUCUGUCAUACUGCUUGCGGUAUUCUGGGCGCUUGGCUCUGUGUUUACGGUCCUUCUGGCAUUGGUGACCAUGCCCACUCUCGGCUGGAGGUGGCUGCUCGGCUUGUCUACCAUACCUAUGGCAAUCACUAUUUGCUUAUUCUCUUGGCUACCUGAAAGUCCCCGUUUUCAUGUGCUGACCGGAAAAACGGACAAGGCCAUGGCAACCUUUGCACGCAUCGCCAAAGAGAAUGGCAAGGCCAUGCCUCAAGGGAAGCUUGUCAUCUAUAAACAGGCUGGCCAUAGACCAAUCAAAACUCUUUUCACUUCCCGGUAUUGGAGGACUACUCUUCUUCUGUGGUGUAUAUGGUUUGCUUACGCCUUCACCUACUACGGGAUAGUCCUGUUGACGACUGAGCUGUACCAAGCUGGACAUUCAUGUGAGGGAACGCAAGGGGGCAAGAUUGAACCAAGCUGUAGACUGGAAUGCAAAUAUUUGACAAUAGCUGACUACAAAGACCUGUUAUGGACCACCACAGCUGAAUUCCCAGGUAUUUUAGUCAUCCUUCUGGUAAUUGACCGUAUUGGCAGGAAGAAGAGCCUGGCUCUGUGUUUCUUCAUGUUUUCUUUGAGCAUGCUGCCCAUAUACGCUUGUAUUGGGAGGACAGCUGUUACAAUCUGCAUCUUUAUAGCCAGAGCCUUCAUCUCUGGAGGAUACCAAGUUGCUUAUGUUUACACAUCAGAGGUGUUCCCUACAGAAAUCAGAGCCUUAGCAAUAGGAACUUCAGGUACGAUGAGCAAGGUGGGGGCCCUGGUUACCCCCUUUGUGGCGCAGGUGCUGCUCAGGACAUCGGUGUAUGGGACCCUCUCGUUGUACUGUGCCUUUAGUCUGCUGGGUGGCAUUGCAUCCUUGAUCCUGCCCAUUGAGACAGUGGGCAAGGGUCUGCAGGAGUCCAGUCUUGAUAAGGAUUCCGGAGACGAGACGACCACCAGAACCAGCAAGUCAAAUGAUACAGCGGAGGAGUGUGAACCAGGGGUAUCCAGUUCAGGAUGAGUGAACACAUUUAAAAGAAAGGAUACUUUGUCAACUUCAAGGCUGCUGCAGAUGCCACAGUUGCCCGUUCAACUUCAUCCCGUUGUUCUUCACCCAUCGUCGCUCACAGGAUUGAAACUAAUCUCAUUACAGGCAGGGAGUGAUAAUUGAGGGCAGGCCUACUUCCCAUGUCUAAUGACUUGGACCGGUUUGUUUACCCUCUACAUUUAGGCCAAGAGAAGCAACAGAGGGGACAUUAUGGACAAUGA
Molecule: messenger RNA, 1913 nt
Organism: Cyclopterus lumpus (lumpfish)
Lineage: Eukaryota; Metazoa; Chordata; Actinopteri; Perciformes; Cyclopteridae
Product: synaptic vesicle 2-related protein-like
Exons: 16
Coding region: 28-1665 (545 amino acids)
Biological process (GO): transmembrane transport
Cellular component (GO): membrane
Molecular function (GO): transmembrane transporter activity
Source: RefSeq, a predicted model, not a curated record